Molecule: messenger RNA, 885 nt
Organism: Insectozyma verbasci
Lineage: Eukaryota; Fungi; Ascomycota; Pichiomycetes; Serinales; Debaryomycetaceae
Source: the annotation of a GenBank genome assembly
AUGGAAUUGAUCCAAAAUUAUACAUCAGAUACUGAAUCAGAGAAAGAGAAAGAAGAAGAAGAUAGACAAGUUAAGAAAGCUAAAAAGGGUUCAAAUUUACCAUCACCACCUCCAUUAGUCAUAUUUUCACAAGUUUCACACAUGUCUAAAUCAAAAUUAGCAUCCAUGUAUUUAUCCAUAAUUUGGAAACCAUCACAUUUACAAGUACGACAAUUGGAGCAAGCUUCAAAUAAAAUUAUAUCUCAAUUACCAAUGUUGUCCGAGAAUUAUAACUGGAUCCCAUUAAGUAGAGAUCUACGAAGAAAUACUGGUUUUCAUAUUUCAUUAGGUGAUUUAUUUUAUUUCAAUUCAGUAGAUCAAGUUCAAUUAUUAGAUAAAUUUGAAAAAGGUUUUAGGAAACUAGAUUUACCCAAGGCACUAAUAAGUAAAACUGGUGUAUCGUCCAUAAAUUUAAAUAAGGUCAAUAAUAAGCUAGCUCAAUUAUUAAAUAAGGAAAAAAACUGUAUUAAUCUACCUACACAAACUGGGAAAAUAACAUUAUAUCCUGGUAAAUUACCUAGUGUUUUGUUUUUAGCCAUACCUAUUAAACAAAAUGAUCUGACAAAACAAUUAUUCAAUCAAUUAUCGAAACUAAGACAUGAAAUGAUACCUGAGGAUCAAAUGGAAUAUGAUGUUGGUUGGUUAGAUAACUUACAUAUCUCAAUAACCUCAGGAUAUCAAAAGAAGAAGGCAUUAAAUGAUGAAGAAUUUAACAACGUUAAAUCUGAGAUCGAGGCAAUUGAUUUAGGUGAAGAUUUGAAAGAUAUUGAUAUAAAAGUACAAGAUUUGGAUGUAACUAUAAACGAUGGUGAAAUAGAGACUAAGAAAUUUAAAUUAAUAGAAUAA